Messenger RNA from Rotaria sordida, 744 nucleotides. The record is from the annotation of a GenBank genome assembly. Lineage: Eukaryota; Metazoa; Rotifera; Eurotatoria; Philodinida; Philodinidae.
AUGAUGGAUGAAUCUGCUGAUGUCUCUCGUCAUGAGCAAGUAUGCUUAGUUAUACGUUACACUGAUGAUCAGUUUCAUGUAUAUGAACGUUUUAUUCGAUUUGAACGAACAUCUUGCACAACUGGUGAAGUUGAUCAAUGUUAUGACAGUGCUAGUGCCAUACGUGCCAUAUAUAAAGGUAUAGCAGCUCAUUUAAUACAAUUUAUACCUAUUGCUUUAUACAUUCACUGUAAUGGACAUAUUUUAAAUUUAUGUUUAAUUGAUUUAUCGGAAGUUGUAGUACCUAUUAGAAAUAAUUCUAGUAUUAUCAAAUCACUUUACCAUCUAAUUGAAGUAUCAGCAAAAAGACAUCACAUUUUUGACGAUAUUCAAAAACAAGCAGGUUUAGCAUCUAUUCCAUUAAAGCAAUUGUGCGAUACGCGCUGGUCGUGUCGUUAUGAAUCUUUAACGGUGGUUUUAACACAUUGUGCUGAAAUAAUAACUGUUUUGAAAGAAAUUGGAGUUGGUGAUGUAUUUAUAAUGUUACAUGUUAUGCAAACAUUUGAUUUUAUUUUUCAUAUUCAUUUGAUGAGUGAGGUGUUUCUUCUUACGAAUAUAUUAUCAAAAUAUUUACAGAAAUCUGAUGUAUCUUUGACUCAAGCAUUGACUCAAGUCAAAAUGACUAUUGCAUCACUUAAGUGGAUGAGAAGUGAACAUGAAUUCAAUCGUAUUUGGAAUGAAACUGGAUAUUUGUAUAACAAAUAA